AGGGCUGCGUGAUGAGCCUCUAUGUAUUCGUAUAUGGACAGUGCCUCUGCUCGCAGUUUCUUCCCUGCACGAGACUGCAGGGACAGUGGCUGAGAAGUGAAAGCAGAAGAGAGGCUGAGGAGCAAACCCUCCUUCCUUUUCUGUAGCUGAGUCCACCCCUUUCUGCUUACUGCCUUUCUGCUGUUCCCAUUCUCUCCUCCUUUUCUCAGGAGAGCAAAUAUUGAACUCGGAAAGACAGCUCCACAUUUCCAUAGACAUGGUAUUCUUUUCCUCCCUGACCCCAGUCUUUAUAGCUAUUAUAUGUGUUUUGAUUGGAGUAAUACUGAAGAAGAAUAAUGGAGAAAGAGGAAAACAUGAGAUUAAAAGCAAGCCUCCAUCUCGCCCAUGGGUGGAUGAAGACUUAAAAGAUGGCUCUGACCACCAAGUAGAGGAAGAAGAGGUUGAUGAAGAGUGGCAAGGAUUUGAUGAAAAUAUUGCCCACGUCCCCUUCACCGCUGAGCGCUACUCUGAGGCUGAGAUGAUUAAAAGGUCACAAGAGUUUUACAAACUUCUUAAUAAGAGGCGGUCUGUCAGGUUUCUCAGUGAUGAGCCAGUCCCCAGGGAGGUUAUCGAUAACGUCAUCAGAACAGCAGGUACUUCACCCAGCGGAGCGCACACUGAACCCUGGACCUUUGUGGUAGUGCAAGAUCCAGAGAUAAAACACAAGAUUCGGGAAAUUGUAGAAGAAGAAGAAGAAAUAAACUACAAAAAAAGGAUGGGAGACAGAUGGGUUAAUGACCUGAAAAGACUGAGAACCAACUGGAUCAAAGAGUACCUGGACACUGCUCCUUAUCUGAUUCUCAUUUUCAAGCAGGUUUAUGGGAGACUUCCAAAUGGCAAAAGGAAGACCCAUUACUAUAAUGAAAUCAGUGUUUCUAUUGCCUGUGGUAUCUUGCUUGCUGCACUGCAGAACGCAGGCCUGUACACAGUGACCUCCACACCCUUGAACUGUGGCCCCCAGCUGCGGGUGCUGCUCCAGCGCCCCGCAAAUGAGAAGCUGCUCCUGCUGCUCCCGGUCGGCUAUCCCAAGAAAGACGCCACUGUGCCUGCGCUGACCCGAAAGCCGCUGGAAGACAUCAUGGUGUUCAUGUGAGCCCUGGGCUCACGUGCUCUUGUGUCUGUUAGUGAGCAUUAGUCCUCUAAAGUUGUUGCUGCUUUUCCUGUGAACUGUGCCCAGUUUCCAUCCUCCUACAUCACUGCAGCUCUGGCUAUUUACAUCUAUGUAUCUUUUGGUGCUGGUAAUAACAGCAGCUGCUCUACUAAUAGCAAGCAGUCAAGAGAUGUGAGUUGAACAGGUACUAUAUCAAUGAGCCCAGCUGGACAUCUGAGGGACCUUCAUCACUUGAUUUUUCCUUUGUACUCUUUGAGACAAAUCUCUCCUUGAACUGGAAUGUAUCUGCCCCUAAUAUUUUUGUGAUUACC
Molecule: messenger RNA, 1461 nt
Organism: Nothoprocta perdicaria
Lineage: Eukaryota; Metazoa; Chordata; Aves; Tinamiformes; Tinamidae
Gene: IYD
Product: iodotyrosine deiodinase
Exons: 6
Coding region: 257-1132 (291 amino acids)
Molecular function (GO): oxidoreductase activity
Source: RefSeq, a predicted model, not a curated record